Messenger RNA from Trematosphaeria pertusa, 532 nucleotides. RefSeq lists its product as uncharacterized. The record is from RefSeq and is a predicted model, not a curated record. Bases 162 to 437 code for a protein of 91 amino acids. Lineage: Eukaryota; Fungi; Ascomycota; Dothideomycetes; Pleosporales; Trematosphaeriaceae. The transcript has a single exon.
CCCAUGUGAUGCGCCACCCACCAACCGAUUCUAUGCCCACUACACCACCACUUGCUAGCCCUCCUCGAUGCGCUUCCACCCGAGGCGGUGAGCGGCCUUGGGCAUGAACGCAUUUCCAAACAGGGAGCUCCGGAGCAAAGCAAGUGCAAACAAAUGUUGAAAUGUCAUUUGGUGCCUUUUCGCAGAAGCAUGGCGUGAAUCAACAUCGAUGGACGUGGUUGGGCGGCAGACGCGGGGUGUGUAUGCACGCAACGGGAUUGGCUGGGAGCGCUGAGAGAAGGUUGGAUAAAACAGCACGAUGUGCAUACAAAGGGCGUCGCAAAAUUUUGGGGCCGGAAUCGGUGAGAAGCAAAAGGGCUUUGGAUGCAGGUAGGUGUCAUUAUAAAGGCGUCUGUUGCCUCUUUUCCACGGCCCUCCUCUGCCUCUUACCCUUUUGAAACAGCAAUUCCAUCAUCUAUUUCAACAGAAAAACCUUGUUUGGGCGUUGAAGUUGUUGCUUCGAUUCACCUCAAGCUGUUUCUGAGCUCGGGGG